AAACCGCGUCCAAUUGAAGCUACAGUGAAACGGUGCAGCCCAAAUCAGCGGGAAAGCCAGAGAGAAGAGGAUAAAGAAAGCCACAGAGAUACAAGGUUCGACCUCCCUUAUUCGUUCUCUCUUUCCCCUGAAACCCUAAUCUUCCAGUACGGUGGUGAUUUCUUUGAUUGGGCGUGGCGUUGAAUGGAGAAUAGAGGAGUUAGCAACAUCUGGGGACUCCUCUCUCUAAAUCGUUUCGUUAUCCGACCCUUUGUUGACUGAGGAUUCCUUGGAGUUGAGAAACUCAUUCUUGAUGGAAUGUACGGGAGUAAGAACUUGUCUCUGAACUCUAAUGGAUCUUGAGAUAUAAAAAUUCUGAAGGAAGGUUCCCCUUACCUUUCUAGUUGUUUUGCUGAAAUUGACGUUGCUUUGUUGCUAAAAGGCUGAAAUAAUGACUGCUUGUAAUUAUGUUUCCAGGAGGGUAAUCCUUCUGAUCCCACAACUUCCUGAAUCCUGGUUCUUGCUAAUUAAGCUUGUUGGCAGCUUUGUCUUAUGGUUUUCUUUCUCAAUUUAAAUAAAAAAUGAAUUUUGUGAUCUUUUUGAAUCCUGUUAAUUAAUGCUUCAAUUUCAGUGUCUUAAGUGUUAGUAUCCUUCUAGAAUUAUUUGACUGUUAAUGGUGAAAGCUUGAAAGACAUUGAUCAAAGUUGGUGCUCGGAUAGUCUUCCUAAGAAACAACAGUACAUUUAUCAGAGAGACACCAAGUGUUCCUUAAAUGAAAACAAUGACACCAAAUAUUCCUUAAAUGAAAACAAUGGAUGGAUGGAUUUCAUGCCUACAUAUAUUUUGUGCUGAGCCUGUCUUCCUUCCAAACAAUAUCUUGCAAUCAAUUCAUUUUUACCUGAUCUUGCAGAUCCUUGACGCAUUUUCAAAUUGUGUUUUAUCUCCAAAUAAAGAAUCUACAGUUGUCCUAUUCUUCCUGGUUACUGGAGUAAGCAUUUUCUUCACUGUAAAUGUGCAUGGAUGACAGUGGUGACCAUGCAUCAGCCCCUCUUGCUAGCUUUCUCUAUGGUAGUUUGUACAUGUUUAGAUGCUUUCAUUUAUUUGCUCUGUCUUCUUCUCUUGGCAACUGUUUUGGGGGUGAUCCUGCAUAAUGACAGUACAAUUGGAAAAUUGUUAUUUGUAACAUUCCUGUAGCAUUUGUAGGUUCAAAUGAAGAAAAAUUACCAAAAUAGCUGACUCUAUCAAUUUAUAAGGGAGCAAAACUGUGUUUUAAGUUUAUUGAUCAAAUUUAUGUUCUGCAUUUCACCUUUUUUUUUUAUUAGUUAUGUUUCCUCUAUUUAAUAUAGGUGGUGGUCAUCUUGUCAAAAAAGUUAAAAAGUUUGACAAAGUCAUGCAGUGAACAUUCUAUCAAGCAUGAUAAUGUUUCUCUUCAGGAUGAAAUAUUUUCUGUCAACAGAUUGGCUUGCUGGGGGAUUAACAUUCUUCUCCUUUCAUGAUUUUGAGACUGAUGGAGGAUGUCAUACAAGGUUUAGAACGAGAAAGGUCAGAGUCCUAUUAUUCU
Molecule: messenger RNA, 1540 nt
Organism: Rubroshorea leprosula
Lineage: Eukaryota; Viridiplantae; Streptophyta; Magnoliopsida; Malvales; Dipterocarpaceae
Source: the annotation of a GenBank genome assembly